Molecule: messenger RNA, 1198 nt
Organism: Phoenix dactylifera (date palm)
Lineage: Eukaryota; Viridiplantae; Streptophyta; Magnoliopsida; Arecales; Arecaceae
Source: RefSeq, a predicted model, not a curated record
AUCUUCAGCUUUUGCUACCAUCACCAUCGCCGCGGCGCCAUGGAAUCCUCCUUGCAAUCCCUCCUUGUAGCCGCUUUGGUGUUAGUAUUGCUCAUGACGCCUUGCAUCGAGGCCAUCAACGACCGCCAGCAUAGCAUCAUCGAUUUCAAGCAGCAUCUUUCCCCCUCCUGGCGUCAGUCCCACCAUCUCAGAGGUCAUCAUGGCAAGUUUACGGCCAGCCAAUGGAACUUUGCCCAUGCUACGUUUUAUGGAGGCAGCGAUGGCUCCGAUACGAGGGCGGGAGCAUGUGGUUACCAAGACACUGUGAGCCAGGGCUAUGGGCUGCAGACUGCUGCAUUGAGUAAUGCUCUCUUUAAUGAUGGCUUGUCAUGUGGAGCUUGUUUCGAGAUCAAGUGCCACAACGAGGCCAAAUGGUGUAAACCCGGCAACCCUUCCAUUUUUGUCACUGCUACCAACCAAUGCCCACCCAACUACAAUCUGCCCAGUGACAAUGGAGGCUGGUGCAACCCACCUCGCGUCCAUUUUGAUCUUACACAGCCGGCCUUCCUCCAAAUCGCCGAGUACAAAGCCGGGAUCGUGCCCGUUGCAUACCGGAGGGUUCCAUGCAAGAGACAAGGUGGCAUCAGAUUCACCAUCACUGGAAAUCCUUACUUCAACCUAGUCCUUGUGUGGAAUGUCGCCGGCGCCGGAGAUGUGCACAAUGUGCUAGUUAAAGGAAACAAGUUGCCAUGGGUGUCGUUGACUCGGAACUGGGGCCAGUACUGGCAAACUGAUAAAGACUUGACUGGCCAAUCUCUAACAUUCAGAGUCAUAACCAGUGAUGGACGCAAAUCAACCUCUUGGCACAUCACCCCUCGCAAUUGGCAGUUUGGCCAGACCUUUGAAGGCAAGAACUUCAAGUACUGAGCAAAUUUGGCUUAACAGUUAACAAUCUAAGCCCAAUCUUUGUCUAGCUUCUACUAGAGUAAUAUCUCUGAGCUUGGUGACUAUAGGAGUCUGCUGAAGGUUGACAGCAGCCAGGACAUUACAUCGAUCUGUGUAAAACGUGAAUGAUAUUAGUUGGAGCAGUUAUAGUGCAAGGCGUAAAGAGGGAUUAGAAAGAAGAAAUUGCUGACUAGCUUAUGUAUAAUAAAGCAUUCAGCUCAAAUUUACGAACAUGGUGGUGCAAAUAAGCAUUAAGAGCUUAUGUUUUGGAUGA